This is a messenger RNA of Cynara cardunculus var. scolymus (artichoke), 3437 nucleotides long. RefSeq names its product ubiquitin carboxyl-terminal hydrolase 9-like. The transcript is spliced from 14 exons. Gene Ontology annotation, molecular function: cysteine-type deubiquitinase activity. The record is from RefSeq and is a predicted model, not a curated record. Gene Ontology annotation, biological process: protein deubiquitination. NCBI's taxonomy places the organism in Eukaryota, Viridiplantae, Streptophyta, Magnoliopsida, Asterales, Asteraceae. Bases 139 to 2934 code for a protein of 931 amino acids.
CCAUUUUAUUUCUAACAAUCUUCCUCUUCCAGAUCGAAUCGCCCUGUAAUCUAGGGUUUCGCAAAUCUCCCACCUCUCCCUCACGAUCUAUACUCAACUCUUGUUAUCAAUACUUCCCAACUGUUUUUUGUAGCGAUCAUGACGAUUCCCGAUUCGGGUUCCCUGAUGGAUAACGAAUCGUUAUGCUUGCCGUGCACUCCAGAGGAAGAGAGAAGGAUUGUCAAGGAGUUAACAGAGAAGGCCGAGUCUUGUUUGAAAGAAGGCAACUUAUACUAUGUUGUCUCCAUUAGAUGGUUUACAAAGUGGCAGAAAUACGUUGGUGAGGAAAUUAGUGCAUAUCAGUUCAAAGAGCUUUCUACUGAUAAACAGGCCCCACCUGUGACAAAAGCAAGCGAGAGACCAGGACCAAUUGAUAACACAGAUAUAAUUACAAAUGAAGGUGAUCGUGAUAAGAGUGACCUACAGAUUUCUAGGUUACUUUUAGAAGGGAGUGAUUACGUUCUAGUUCCUCAAGGAGUUUGGGAGAAGCUUCAUGGAUGGUACAAAGGAGGACCGGCUUUACCCAGGAAGAUGAUAGCACUUGGAAUCCAAGGGGCAUAUACAGUUGAGGUGUAUCCCCUAGCUUUGAAAUUGAUUGAUUCAAGAGACAAGAGUGAAAUAAUCAUACACAUAAGUAAAAAGGCCUCGUUACGUGAACUUUAUAAGCAAGUAUCUGCACUUAAAGGAGUAGAGCUGGAGAAGUUCGAACAGGUGCACAUUUGGGAUUAUUUUAAUGAUCGUAGGCAAUCAGCUCUGGCUGAUUCGAAUCAAACCCUGGAGGAGUCCAACCUGCAGAUGGAUCAAUCUAUUCUUUUAGAUGUUCAAGUUGAUGGAUUUAUACCCUCUGGAUUUGGCAUGGAUUCUACAGGAAAUGAGUUAGCUUUGGUCCCCAUGGAACCACAAAGAUCAUCUCGCACAAUAGCUGGUGGACCAAGUUUGUCUAAUGGUUAUUCAGCAGAUUAUGGUUCUAGUUUGUAUCAGGGAAGUGCUUUAAGCUCAAUAUCUACAGAUAUGGAGGAUGCUCAUGAUUCUGUGAGGACUGCUCCUGGAGGAGAUAGAGGUUUAGCAGGAUUGCAGAAUUUAGGGAACACUUGUUUCAUGAAUAGUGCACUUCAAUGCUUAGUCCAUACUCCACCCCUCGUGGAGUACUUUUUGCAGGAUUAUACUGAUGAGAUCAACAAGCAAAAUCCUUUAGGAAUGCAUGGUGAACUUGCAGUUGCAUUUGGUGAGUUGUUGAGGAAACUUUGGUCAUCUGGUCGUACCUCGGUUCCUCCUCGUGCUUUUAAAGGAAAACUUGCUCGGUUUGCUCCCCAGUUUAGUGGAUAUAAUCAGCAUGAUUCUCAAGAACUUCUGGCAUUCUUGCUUGAUGGGUUGCAUGAAGAUCUGAAUCGUGUCAAGCAGAAGCCUUAUUUUGAGACAAAGGACUCUGAUGGUCGCCCCGAUGAGGAAGUUGCAAACGAGUUCUGGAGUUACCACAAAGCUCGAAAUGAUUCAAUUGUAGUGGAUGUUUGCCAGGGGCAAUAUAAGUCAACACUGGUUUGUCCAGUUUGUGACAAAAUCUCAAUUACCUUUGACCCCUUCAUGUACUUGUCUUUGCCUUUACCUUCAACGGCCACUCGUUCAAUGACGGUAACUGUAUUUUAUGGAGACGGAAGUAGCUUACCAAUGCCGUUUACCGUUAAUGUUUCAAAACAUGGUUACAGCAAGGAUCUCUUCCAGGCUUUGGCUACUGCAUGUUGCUUAGGGAGUGAUGAAAUCCUGGUUCUUGCAGAGGUAUAUGAGCACCAUAUAUAUCGCUACUUGGAGAACGGGGAUUCGUUACAUACAAUCAAAGAUGAUGAAUGCAUUGUAGCCUAUAGACUUUCCAAAAAACAAGCUGAAUUUCCAAAGCUAGAGAUAUGUCACCGGUAUCUGGAAAAUUUGAAGCCAGGUGAGAGGAAGAGGUUCUUGACGCCCUUGGUUACCUAUUUAGAAGGGGCAAAAAAUGGUGCUGAUAUUGAGUUAGCAGUUAACAGAGUUCUGGUUCCACUUAAAAGGAAAGUUUUUUCAUCAUUAAACAGGAGUGAUGGUCCAAAGGUAAAUGGCUCUGCUUCAGAAGCCAGUGAAGAAUCCACUAGUGACUGUACUGAACUUGGUAACCCAUCAAAGGACAAAGACUUUGAAGAUGAGGAAUUAUCAUUUCGCUUAUGCUUAACGGAUGAUAGGGGUAUGAGUUGCAGACCAAUCUUAAAGAAUUCUGUUAUAAAAUCAAGCAAAAUCGUGAAGGUUAUGCUGGAUUGGACCGACAAGGAACAUGAGUUGUAUGAUGCAAGCUACCUCAAGGAUCUUCCCAUGGUGCACAAGCCCGGGGUUACUGUUAAAAAAACUAAACAAGAAUCUAUCUCAUUGUUUUCUUGUCUGGACGCAUUCUUGAAGGAGGAACCUCUAGGACCUGAUGAUAUGUGGUAUUGCCCUGGUUGCAAGGAACAUCGCCAAGCCACCAAGAAAUUGGACUUGUGGAGGCUGCCUGAUAUUAUAGUCUUCCAUCUAAAACGCUUCUCGUACAGCCGAUUUUUGAAGAACAAACUUGACACAUUUGUGAAUUUCCCGAUUCACAAUCUUGAUUUAAGCAAAUAUGUGAAAAAUAAAGAUGCGUCUGGUGGAUCUAGUGUUUACGAGUUGUAUGCUAUCAGCAAUCAUUAUGGUGGGCUUGGUGGUGGCCAUUAUUCUGCAUACGCAAAGUUGGUUGAAGAAGAUAGAUGGUAUCACUUUGAUGAUGCCCAUGUAACUCCUGUUAGUGAAGGUGACAUCAGAACAGCAGCAGCAUAUUUGUUGUUUUACCAAAGAGUGAAAACCAACUCAGUGCCUACUAAUGGACCUGUGGGAGAGUCUUCGAAAGUUCAUGAGGAGUUUUGAAGAGUAGUGAAGAUUGAGGAGGUAGUUAUUACCAAAAGUCGAAUGAAAUGGGCUUGUAGCGAAGCAUUGUAUCCCAAAUCUGGAUGGAUGGUUUAUCAAGUUAGGGGUUGAUGGAAUCUACAGACAGUGUGUUGCUGGAAGGAAAACAAGCACACAUUUUGAUCGCAAGGGAAGGAAUCAUACAUAAUUAGGAAGCAGGAGAAGGGAGGGAUGGGUGUAGUUGUUAUAUUCUUGGUUUUCUUGAUUGGCAUUGGAACCAAAAACAUGAUUGGUUAAAAGCUUGUAGCCAUUUUCCAGCAUAUAUUACUUGAUGGUAGUAUUUGAGUGACUGGAAGAUGAUUUUGCAGAUGGUGGUCUCUCUUUUUGUUAUUAUGUUCACAUUUCUUCAACUUGUGGCAUGUGUAUGUAUGUGCAUUAGACAUUCAAAUCCAUCCUGAUCAUCCCACCUGUUUUAAAUAAUAUAUUCUUGGAUUGUUUGAUCCACAGUGGAAUGCUGGUUGCAA